Molecule: messenger RNA, 180 nt
Organism: Cetraspora pellucida
Lineage: Eukaryota; Fungi; Glomeromycota; Glomeromycetes; Diversisporales; Gigasporaceae
Source: the annotation of a GenBank genome assembly
GUCUUGUAGGAGAGGCUAAUAAGGCUUCUAAUACUGGUAAUGAUAGGUCUAUGAUUAAUAGUAGUACUACUAGGAGUAGUGGGUUCAUGUUUACUAAAUGGCGACCUACUGGUCUUUUAUUGGAAUAUGGUUCGUGGCAGGCCACGGGGAUUAUAAAGGCUUCAUCUUUUUCAACUUCAG